Bombus terrestris (buff-tailed bumblebee) is the source of this 10533-nucleotide messenger RNA. Its product is annotated as neuronal calcium sensor 2. The transcript is spliced from 7 exons. Gene Ontology annotation, molecular function: calcium ion binding. Bases 718 to 1278 code for a protein of 186 amino acids. NCBI's taxonomy places the organism in Eukaryota, Metazoa, Arthropoda, Insecta, Hymenoptera, Apidae. The record is from RefSeq and is a predicted model, not a curated record.
UCCAUCUCUUUCGUUUACCUUUCUUCUUUUAUGCUUUUCCAUUCACUCGUCUACAAUUACUUCUCCCUUUUCUUCUCCCUGUCAUUCUGACUUUUUUUUUUUAUUAUUAUCAAUCACUUUUCCUUCCUUCCUUCUCUCUGCCUCUCUCUGUCUCUCUCUCUUUGUCUGUCUGUCUCUUUCUCUGGCUGUAACGACACGUAAAAUCAGGAAUUAUGGUUCGAUCGCUGUAAACGCGAUCGAUUUCUGUACGUAUGAGCGUACAAUGUCGAUGAGUCGGAAGAAAGGACAACGAAUACAGACAGGAAGCGAGAGUGUUCGUUGUGUGUCCUCGACGAUGAUCGUCACCUAGAGAAGCGAGUACGCACGCUCGUUCACGGAGACAGAAAUAUGAGGCGCGUCAGGACGUUCGUCGGAACAAUCGACGCCGAUGUUGUUGUCGUUAACGUACCUUCACAGACGAGUACAAAGAGAAUAGAGAUGCGUGAGUGUUUCACGUUAGCCGAGUCGUCGGUAAAUUAUGCGUGUACAUAGAGGAUAGCGGAGGGGAUAGGCGAGAAGAGUGGAGACCAAGUGUCGUAGAAACUAGAAUUCGGUCGUGUGUUGUGAAAUAAAAGGGUCCGAAGUAUCACGAAGGAGAGAAGCCUGGAAUUGCCACGAAACAGCAACAAGGUCUCGUGCGUCGUAAAACUGCCUACGUAGAUCGUAGCCGAUUUCAAAAUGGGUUGUUUCGGCAGCAAAGAUAAGUUGAGCAAAGAGGAUAUGGAUUUCCUUAAAUCACACACAAAAUACGAUGAAGCAGCUAUAAAAGAAUGGUACAGAGGAUUCAAACAAGAUUGUCCAACUGGUAGAUUAGCGCCAGCAAAAUUUGUCGAAAUGUACAAAAUGUUCUUCCCAUCUGGCAAUGCGCAAGAAUUCUGCGACCAUGUUUUCCGUACAUUCGAUAUGGACAAAAAUGGCUACAUCGAUUUUAAGGAAUUUCUAUUGGCCAUCGAUGUAACGUCUAGCGGGACGCCAGAAGAAAAACUAAAAUGGGCUUUCCGGAUGUAUGACGUUGAUGGAAAUGGCGUCAUUGAUAUUCAAGAAAUGACUAAGAUCGUUCAGGCAAUAUACGACAUGCUCGGUGCAUGCUCGAGCAGCAGACCAGCAGACAGUGCAGAAGAUAGAGCGAAAAAUAUAUUUGCAAAAAUGGAUGAAAAUAAUGACGGUCAACUUACCGAGGAGGAAUUUUUGAAAGGUUGCCUUCAAGACGAAGAGCUUUCAAAAAUGCUGGCCCCUUAAUUCCCGUGUUUUGUUUCGGGAUCGAUUAUUAAUAGUACACUGUUGUCAAAAAACAUUCGUAAAAUACCAACCGACCGAGCAACAGCGAUGAAAGCAAUUUCAGAUACAUCUGUCUUUCAUACGAAACGUAUUUGUUGUAGAAUUAUACAUACAUAUACAGAUGCACGUAUUCGUACGCGCCCGUACACAUGCAUACACGCACAAAUACACGGACACGCGCGUGCGCGCGGAUAUAUUGCAGCAUUACAAUGGUUAAUACGAAAACUUGAUAGAACGCCUUUAAUUCCCAGAAUUGCAAUUGGCAAAGAACAAUAACUAAAGAAUCGUUGUCUUUCUACGUCCUAAUUUCGAGUCGAGUUAACGGAAUCGAAUAAUUUCUCGAAAGAAAUUCGUCGACGGAUUACUUUUUAAGGAAUCGAAUUUAAGUGCUGUGAACGCGAGAGAAGUCUACCCUUGAUCUGAAUUUACAACCGGUGAUACGAAGGAACUCAUACAUUGACUACUUGGAAAGUAUCCAGCAUUAGACAUCCAAAAAAUACACCCAAUUUCUCAACAAAAAAAAACAAAAAAAAAAACAAAAAAAAACACUUAGACUGUGAAGAGGACAACAUCGGCAAGCAACGCUUUGCAAUCAUGACCAUUUUAACAUUUUAUAUAGUUGCAAUUUCGUUGUUGGAUGUAAACACAAAAGAAAUAUUUCAAUGAGAUUGCAUUGAGGAGUUUAAACUGAUGCUUCCGCGGCAAGUACCUUAAGAUUGACGUUUAAGGUGAACGUUAAUUACUAGACGUAAUUUGACAGGAUUUUUCAAUGUUUCGUGAUCGAACGGUUCAGACAGUUGCUCUCCCUUUAUAAUUUGAACAACGACGACAAAGUGCUAGGACAUUUCGUGAGUGAUGGUAACACAACGAAUUGCAAGAGAGUACUGUCGAAUAGGUAGAACAAAUUUUCAAUCGAGGAAUGCAGUUUUAUAUUGCACGAUAUACUUCAAAUGGUACAUUUCACACCCAAAAAGGUAUGUCAUAUUAACUAGUCAAUAGUUAACUGAUUAACAUUUUCAUUGAAAUUUCUCUCGAUCUAUCUGUAUAGAGUGUCUGGCAAUGAAGAAAAUAUUUUCCAGGGUGAUCGUACGUUAUAAAAUACUAUGAAACUUAGAAAUAAACAAAUUGUAUUUAUAUUUGCCGAAUUACUAGGCUUCAAACAUUAUUUCGUUGGAUAUUCAAACUUCUAUAAUCAAGCAAUAUCGUUUGAUUGUGAUUGUGUUUCUGUUUUUAAUUGCAUUUUAUUUGACAAUAUAAGAUCAUUCCUUCGAAUUCUUCCUUUCAAUCCUUUUUGUCAAACAUUCUAUACUUUUCAAAGAUUUCACUGAUUUGUCUUAUACCAGUCUAAAUACCGUAGGUACUGAACUUAUUUUUUAUUCAUUCUACUAAAGAUACAUGCUACGCUAUUUAAAAUUUUCGUGAGUGUCACUGUGUAAUUUCUCAUAUACGUAUUAUAGUGAGUGUAUAAAAUAUACGCGCGUCGUCUAAAACUAGAAGAUAAAUACAAAACAUUUAAGUUGGCAAUGUAUAUGCGUGCAAUAUAACAUGUCUACAAAGAAUACUUAGUGUUAUUGUGUAAUAUGUAUCAAGCACUACGUUCCUUAAAAUUAGGGUAGUAAUGGAAUAUAUUCGACAGAUAAAAUCUAUAGUUUAAAGGAGAUUAAGGAACUUCAUGUUGAAUAAAAAAUAUGUCAACGAUGUUGUCCCUUUAAAUUUACUUGCAAUAAUUUAAGAUGAGGGCAUAUAGAUAAUAAUACAUUAAUCAGCUGGUAAUAAGGAGAUAUGUUGUGAAAAUUAUAAAGUUUGUAACUCGUUAACUUCUUUCUGGUAAGGAAAUAUGGAAGCAAGGUAACCAGCUCUGAAAUUUAUACUACAACUGCUUACCAGCACGCAUGCAAUUUUCUGCUUUUUUUUCAUUUCUAGGAUCACGCGUAAUAAGAUAAAAAUGCACGAGACGAUUUUUCUCGAAUCGGCAGCCAAUCCGACUCUUACAUUCAGUUAUUUAUUGGCACGAAAAUAUAAAUGAUUUAUAAAUUUUAUUUUCAAUUUAAUUUUUUAAUGAAUUUACACACGUUGGCCGGGUCCGCAACUGAAUCCCAUAAAAUUACCUUGUGCAUUUUUAGCUUAAUUCCGCUUAUCCUUUUAUGCAUCCAUGUGAUUUUUCAGUUUCGUAAUAAACUUCGAUUUUAUGCUUAAUGUAGCUCAAUGGAAAUCAAAAGUAUACCCAUAAGCAGAUUAAUAAUUUUAUACAAAAUCUUCCGCUCGACAAAAUUAACUGUACAAUUUUUUACAAGAUUUAUUUCUUUUAUUUGUAAAUGAAAUAAGAAAGCAGAAAGCAAUUCGAACGAAAAGUAUGGCGUUAAUGAACUUUAUCCAUGGUAUUUCAUUCUUAUUUCGAUUCCUUAUUUUUUUCUUCUUUUUUUUUACAUCAGAGUUAUCUGUGAUUUUUAAAGCCUAUAGAUCAUUCAUUACUACUUAGAUAGAUGAAAUAAAAAAAUAAUUUUUGUUCUUGAAAGAAAGGUUGCCGACACAAUACUUGAGAUUUUACGAAUUUAUAUAAAUCACGGGUAAAAUAUCGUUUCAUUAGGAUUUGCUCGGAAGGUUUGUAAGCAGGAAGUAAGUAGGUAUCUAUGUACUAAUAUGCAGUUCGUGCAAUUGAUGUAAACAAAAAUCGCUCGCGUUAUCCGUAUAGUUACAUACAUAUUAUGUAUUGUAUAGUAGAUUAAGUACAUAUCAUUGCCUCUUAAACGAAAAUCGAUCUGACGAAGUUUUCUUCGUGUUUUUACAACUUCGUGCUUCGAUCAUGCAUACUACGAUUUCAGUCAAUUUUAAACGUGAACAAAUUUUGUUCGUUAAUACGAUAUUGGAGAAAAGAUGCGACCUCACUCGCGCGCGCGCACACACUCCCAAAAUCUUUAAAUACGUAAUUAUACAGAGUGAAUAUAUUAUUCAUUCACGGUAUGAUAAAAAAAAGAAUGAUCUUUAUUCAUUCGUUGCAAUUUAUAUAAUCAGUGACAUUCGUUCAUUUAAAUAUAUCGGCACAAUAUUGAUUUUUUUUUAAAUGUCCUCAAAUGGUGGCAUUGACCAUAAAUAAACGUGAUUUUGUAUCGCAUUAUUUCAUUUUGUUUCAUACAAAUUAUAGUCGACUAAUUAUAUAACUAAUUGUUUAAAAUGAUAAGACAGAAAAAAAUGAAUAGAAAUAGGAAACUAUCGUAUUAUUAUUAAUUUAUAGACAUAUUACAAGUAUAUGCAUACAUGUAUGUUGAGAUACUUUUCACGUUCUGUGUCCCUAUUCGUGAUCUUUCGCUUUGUCCCCAAUAAAUUGAAGGAUAAUGCGUAACAAAGCAUCGCAAUUCUCCUUAAAUCGAAAGUGCAGCAUUGACAAUCGAAAUAACAAGUUUCUUUAUUGAAAGAGUCAAUGGAUAUAGACGAAAAAUUUUAUAAAGCUUAAGAACAAACCCAAAGUGCAUUAUAUAUUACAAACACGUUGUUACAUCUCAGUUUCCACCUUUGAUUUUUGCAGCGUUCAAUAAUUAAAAAUUAAUUGCUCUCAUAAAAGAAUAUAUUAAUAAAACCAUCUAACUCUACGAGUAAUCUGUUUUCUUCGUAAAGAAGUUAUCUGUAUUUUUUCAUUUUUUCAUGUUUUCUUGUACAUACUGACAUACGAAAUACAUUUUAUAAGCCCACGUUUUAUUAAAAAUCUUUGAAUCUUGUCAAUCGAUUUAACGAUUUUAAUACGUACGAAAGGGCCGUAACUCACCGGAUAGUAAAAAUAUCACAUUCAGUACGUACUCACAUUUUAUCUCCAAUAAGUAUUUUACUGAAUUAAUCUUAAAUUACAAAAGUUCAGUAUAUUUAACAAUCCCAAUAAUUUCGUAAUAUGUGUCAAAGUUAUUAAAACGACAAUUACUGUUACAUCAACGUAAUAUACGCAGUAACAACUCAAUGAACAAUGCUUAAUCACUUUGAUGGAAUAUUCUACCGUUAAUAUAUACCCCAUAGAGGGAUAUUUUAUGAAAUCUACUGUGAAAACUAUCCGAAAGUAUAAUCAAUUGAAACUACGAAUCUUACAAGCUAAACAUGAGAAAUUCAAAUGCAAGCGAAAAAUUGAAUUACCUACGCUAUUUCACAAAUCUAUACUAUUUUAUAUUUUUCUACGCCAUCCAUUCUAUCCUCCCUAUACAUUCAAUCACACUUCCAACCUAUUAAAAGGCACGCUUCUGUCUUUUUUUUUUUACUAAUAAUUAUCACUAGAAUGCGGAUUUCUAUGCAUUUGUGGGAAAUUUAAAGGUGCAAGAAAUGCACAGAAUGCGCAUGACAGGCAAAAAUAUAUAAAAUAUUCAAGAUACAAUAUUCUUCCAUACAAUUAUAAUAUUUCGUAAGGGAAACAAAGCUUAGCUCCCACUCUUUAGUUGUAUUCUUAAAAACAUGGAUUUUCAUAAAUAUCAACAGUCUAAUCACUCUUUCUACAACUUUUUGAUAAAUUAUGCAUUACAGCUAUAAAACAAAACAUUAUAAUUCAAAUAUACUCUAUGUAUUGCGCGAUAAAGAGAUUCGUGACAGUCCUCGAAUGACACGGUAGACAUUUUUUAUUUUCAGGCCUUCUUCGAAAGUUAGGAUCACACGGAUCCUUUCAGAAGAAAUGUGGUUUAGACCAGUUUUGCUUUCAAUGUAUGAAAUAUCAUUGUUGCUUUUAGGGGUGCGAUAAAAGUGUCUUAUGUGAAAUGAUUGCAUUCAAAAAGGGACAUAUUACGAUAUAUAGAACGUAUUCCUCUUCUUUUUUAAGUCUUUUAAAUAUAUUUUAGGAUAGGCAGCUUCUUUUGUCAUAUAAUCUAUUUUUUUACAAUAUUAUUGACGAUAUUAUGACAAAAUUUAGCAAUGUAUUUAUGCUUAUAUCUUUACAUUUUGUAUAAAUACUUUCAUGUAAUUUAUGUAUUCUACGAGACUAAUCUCCCAUAUAUCUAUUAAUAAAGAUACAUUGAUACCAAUAUAUGGAUAUGGGUAUGAAUAUGGAUAUAGGGAUGAAUAUAUGAUGAUUAUUGUAACAUGUAAACCCUUACGAAAGUCGAACUCGUUUGUUCGUUGUGCUGCUCGUGUAAUAAUCCGUAAGCUGUUGAAACAUUCAAGCGAGAAUUUCAAUUCGAAUUAUACUUUCAAGUAAAUGAUUAAUUUAUUUAUAGAAUAACCAAUAAAAUCCUGUUGUCAUAAUAAUACACGAAAUAUAUUUCGUGACUUUCAAUUGCUUUGUAUGUAAAAAAAUUUUCAAAACUCUACUCACAAAUUUUAUAUUCUUAUUUCAAAAAUUCUUCUAAUUGAAUAAACAUUUUAAUGAUUUUCAUUGGAUCGAGUUACACGUAAUACUUGUUAAAACUUUCCAAACGGUGUAAAUGAAAUUUUUUAAAUUUCAUAAAACAAAAUAAACUUCGCUUUCACGUUAUUAUCGUAAAUUAAUGAAUAAUUAAAAUUAAUUCAAAAUUCACGAUACAAUGAUUUACAUUACACAAUUUAUUAUGAUAACAUUAAUUUCAGAAUUUCAUUGUAUAUUUCAUUCCGAACGCAAUGGUACACGUAUCAUCAAUGAUGGUAUAUGGUUUGAAAUUAAAUGUAAAAAUAGUAUGAAGAUACAAAAGAAAAUAUCGUUAUUACAUUCAUGCUUAUUUCUUUUAUUUAUAAAAAUUGUUCUUUUUUUUUGAAAUUAUAUUAUCACAAACGGAUUUAUGCAAAUUACAUUACUCAAAGUAGAUCCGUAUAUUGCUCGAAAAUUCGUUUAAUUCUCACAGAAUUAUAUUUGCUAAAAACAUAAUUAUAUAUGUAUAUAUUUGUGACAGAGAGAAUAUACUGCCGAUUAUUAUUUCUGAUUUUACAUACUUCGACGUCGUUUCGACAAUUUAUUUAGUAUAUAGGCUCUUUAGGACCAGUAGUCUUCGAUAUAUUUGAAGAAUAUAUAGCCUUUGUAGAAAUCUAAGAUUAAUAGAUUGUAAUAAUGAACAUAAUUUGAACAGAUACUUCAAAAUAUCUUCUCUGCUAUUCUUUCUCUACUUCUUCUCAUUUGAUGCCAAUGCUGACGUUGUAUAAUGCUGCUUCUGCAUCUACUUUCCAUUUUUAUGCUGACUAUUAAAUAUGAACUUGAUACUAAAGAAACAAUAUAUAUAAACUCUUCUAUCAUAUUAUGUAAAUGAAUUCCUUGUUGUUCCCUCAAAAUCUUAAAAUUCAUACUUCGAAUCUUUAAAGCUGUCAUUAAUUUACCAUCAAACUAAUGAGUAGAUUUCAAAAUAUAAUCAUAAUAAAAUUAUUAGUUUAAUGUUGUAUAAAUAAAAUUGUUUAGAAUCAAUGUUUUCGAAAUUCACCAGACUAUGUAAUUAACAACCAAAGGCUUUUAACAACUUAAUCUCAAUAUAAGUUAAUUAAGUUAAGAAAAAUUCUUUUCUUAGAAAAAAGCAAGAUCUGUAAAGAGAUUUAUUCGAUAACUUAUUAAAUUUUUGUAUACUUUGCUGGUGUCCAAUCAUAUUAAAUAGAACAUUAAAUUAAAAAUGUAAUAAAUUAUAUGUAAUAGCGUCAUAAAGUAUGUGAUAGUUAUGUGUUACAUUUAUUUUCCAAGAGCAAGAAAAAGACUAAAAAAUAAAUAAAUAUAUUUCGGUGGAAAGAUUUAUGAAAUGUAUAAUAACAAGUAAGAGGUAGUUCAAUGUGCAAUUGAACGAUAAUUAUAUUCGUAUCGUUUAGUAUAAGGUUAUUAAAUAAGAUUGUAAAUUUAUUUGAAAUCACAAUCAACGAUUUGACAAAAUCUUAUGACUGUAUAUUUUAUGGCCUUGUUAUCUUAUAAAUUGAAAGGUUUGAGGUAUAUGUACUUCUUCCAAAAACCAGCAUGUUUACACAGUUUUAUUAUAGAUUAUUUUGUAGUCUUUAGAUUUUCGAAUCUCUGUGUCUCUUCAGAAACGUGUAAUUAAAAAUUGUAUAUGCAUUCGUUAUACUCAUUAAAUAAUGUAAAAUGUGUGAAAGGAAACAAGAUAUAUAUAUAUAUAUAUAUAUUUGCUAACGUAGUAACAUUGAUUUUGCUGAUAUUAAAAUUCUUAUGUAAUCUAGUUAAUACGCGCCACAGUACUGUAUGAAUUUUGUACAUACAGUAUAUUUCAAGAAGGGUGCGAAAUAACGUCCUUUAAGAAAAGUUUCACCGACUUUUAUCUCUAGUUAUUUAAUAUACAUAUGUAUGCGUUCUUUUAACGAGAAUCUUGCAUAGGGCACAAACAUGUUCGAUUUUCAAGAACACUGUAUACAAGGUCUAAGAAAUUCAUUAAGUUGGUUUUUUGCCUAAUGAUUAAAAAUCUUAAAAUAACAUGUUAAAAGGAAGGAAAAUAAUGAUUCAAAAUAAUUUAAAGAACUAUAAAAAUGAUAUAUAUAUAUGUUCUUUAGAAAUAACCUAUUAUUUGAAUAAACCGAAUUUUGCUAUUAUGUAUUUUAUUCCAAUCAUUAAAUUACAAAUUUAGUAUUAUGAAUUAAUGUAUGUUACAAUUAAUGCGUUACAUUUACCAAAAAAGUUAUGAGACAAAAAGGCAGCUGCUACACUUGUUAUGUAUGUGCGUGUGUGUAUAUAUAUACAUAUACAUACUAUAUAUAACAUUUCUUAAUGUACAUUUAAAUUUUUCCAUAAGGAAAAAAAAUAAUUUUUUUUCAAAUCUAUUUGAUCUAAUCGUAGAUCUUACUAUAACAAUGUAGCUAAACGCAAUUAAUUCCGCGAUUUUAAAGAAAACUGGGACGGGUCACAUAUUGUGGAAAAUGAAAUCUACCAUAUUUUUGUAACAGUCUAUAAAAUAGUUUCAAGAAUAUUUUUAUUUUAUCGCACAUUCAUUUCAUGCAAUAAACUGUUUUAUCGUUAACAAAUAUCAUCCAAUAUAAAAUACAUGGAAGAAAUUUCUGUAAACAGAUAAUUUUGCAACAAGUACCUGAAUUUCAGUAUUCGAUUUUGGUAUUAUAUCAGACCAAUCAACCCAUUUUUCUUUGAAAUCUCAAUAGAAAUUCGAAAAGAAUGUCUUGCAUCUUGUUACAUACAUAAAAGUUUGUUCUAAAUCAUAUUUGUCAUCGCUUCUGCGUACUUUUAUAAUCUGUUAGAGUCGCCGUAUAAUCUUUGGAUCACAAAAUAAGAAAAUUCGUAGUUCAAAUUACGUAUUACGUACGUAAUAUGUAAUUACAUAUAAGAUGCAAUUAAUAAAAUUAAUCAAACGAUGACCGAUGGUUUCUAUUCAUAACUUACUAAAAUAAAGUAUUAAAACUAUUAUUCAGUUCCAGAGCAGCAAGAAAUAUUCGUGAUCCAAUGAUUAAUCGUACUUAUAAGAUCGGUAGUUCACUUCUAAAACACGCAUCUUGAAAUUGACAUUCAUUAUGCUGCAAAUUAAAGCGUACUAUUAUAUUUAUUUUGUGACAUUUUAGUAGUAUGAAUUAUUUCUGAGAUAUGAGUAUAUCGAUUAAUUAAUUGAUAUUAAUAAACGUGCGUAUUUCAUGAUAACAGGUAUAUGUAAUGCGUCAGUAUGAACAUUAUACGAUGGGUCGACAUAAAAAUAGAUAGAGGAGAAUGUGUUUUACAAGAAUUACUUAACGCCAUCCAUACAUUUGCUUAAAAUUAUGUAGAUUAUCGGUGGUAAGAAUUUUACAGAACAUUGUCAACCGCAACGGAUAAUAUUAUGAGUCUAAAUAUCAUUGACAUACAUUAUUAAUCAUGUCUGAUGACCAUUUUUGAUUCUCGGUUACUUUUAAGUGUUGAGAACCAAAUGAGAAUAAUAGAACUUGCUAGAGACAAAAUGAUAUUAAUUUAAAAUACGACUCAGUCACAUAAUUUUUGUCCUUCACAGAGAAAAUUUUAAAUAACGUACAAAUUGUAAUCAUAGGACUACAAGCUACUCAUGGAUAAUUUAUUAUUUUAUUAUUAAUCGAGUCUCCCUUUAAAUUGAAACUAAAUGAAUGUCUUUUUUAGAUUUUAAUUCUUUUUCUUUAAAUAAUCUAAAAUACAAUAUAAAAUAUUGUGUAUACAAAGAAAUGCUUUCAGACUUGAACAGACACCGACAUAAUUCCAGAAACAUGUUUUUUAAAUUUUACACCUUUAAUUCACGUUCGUAAUACACGUGAAUGGUCUAAUAAGAUCUAAUAUAUAUGUACUUAUUACGUCAGCACGAUACUUAUUAAUAUUUCGUUUAAACAAUUAAACAUAAUUUGUUCGUAAAUAGUAUG